Messenger RNA from Scatophagus argus, 519 nucleotides. RefSeq names its product 60S ribosomal protein L22. The record is from RefSeq and is a predicted model, not a curated record. Gene Ontology annotation, biological process: cytoplasmic translation. The coding region runs from base 80 to 469 and encodes 129 amino acids. Lineage: Eukaryota; Metazoa; Chordata; Actinopteri; Scatophagidae. Gene Ontology annotation, molecular function: RNA binding; structural constituent of ribosome. The transcript has 4 exons. Gene Ontology annotation, cellular component: ribosome.
CGGAUUCAAUCAAUAAUUCGGUGUUUGACUUGUAACGCAUGCGCAAAACCUGCUCUUUCUUUCUGCUAGCUUCUCCGCCAUGGCUCCUAUUAAGAAGCCCAACACCGCCAAAGGUGGUAAAAAGAAGAAGCAGGUCCUGAAAUUCACACUGGACUGCACCCAUCCUGUUGAAGAUGGCAUCAUGGAUGCUGCCAACUUUGAGCAAUUUCUUCAGGAACGCAUCAAGGUGAACGGGAAAGCCGGCAGCCUGGGUGGUGGUGUGGUCUCCAUCGAGAGGAGCAAGAGCAAGAUUACAGUGUCCUCUGAGGUGCCCUUCUCCAAACGAUACCUUAAGUAUCUGACCAAGAAGUACCUGAAGAAGAACAAUCUUCGUGACUGGCUGCGUGUUGUGGCAAACACCAAGGAGAGCUAUGAGCUGCGCUACUUCCAGAUCAACCAAGAUGAAGAAGAAGAGGAAGAUGAAGAUUAAACUGCCCAUUCAUCGUAUUUUGUACAUUUAAAUAAAUGUUGUUUAUUGUA